Molecule: messenger RNA, 2481 nt
Organism: Ustilago hordei
Lineage: Eukaryota; Fungi; Basidiomycota; Ustilaginomycetes; Ustilaginales; Ustilaginaceae
Exons: 7
Coding region: 1-2481 (826 amino acids)
Molecular function (GO): nucleic acid binding
Source: RefSeq, a predicted model, not a curated record
AUGUAUUAUGAAGGAGCACAAGUGAUGCUAGACUCAACUGGAGGGCAAAUACACUUAGCAAAUGGUAUGCUACUCAAAAUAUCCAAGAAUUGUGACACAUGGAAGGAAAACACAAUGAUCACAUCAAUGUCAUUAUUUAAAGGUGUUGAUGAAGAUUUCAAGCAUAUUGAGAACAAAGCCAAAAUAUCCAAACAACAACUAUGGCAUGAAUGUCUGGGACAUCCAGGUCAAGAUAAGAUGAGGGCCAUCAUCAACUGCUUAGGAGAAAAUGACACAGCAGACCUAAACCCAGGGACUGCUACAAUAUCAAAAUGGAGAAGCAAUGAUGUGCUUCAGUGGGCAUAUGAAAAGGGCAUUGAAUGGCAAAUGACAGUAGGGUACAAUAGCAGACAGAAUGGAUGUGUGGAGAGAAUGAACAGAAGCUUGGGUGAGAAGAUGCGAAUGCUGCUCAUGCAAAGGAGGUUACCGAAGAGCUUCUGGCCCUAUGCAAUCCAGACCACAGCCUUCAAAAUGAACCUCAUCCCAAGCAUUGAUGCAUGGGUAAAUGUUCCCAAGGUCAAAAGAGAUAAUAAAAAGUUAGAUCAACAAGCAGUAGCAUCUAUCUUCUUGGGGUAUAGUCUGGAAAGAAAAGGAUGGCUCUUCUACAGCCUGAACAUCUUUUGGAGCAACUCAGCUAGAUUCAUGGAGACAAAAUGCUGGUCCAACAAAACAGAGUGGAAACCAGUAAACAUACACCCACCACCAGCACUAGCAGAUGAAGGAGACAUAGAUGAUCUUGGAUACACAGAUAUGAACCUCUUCGAUGAACGAGAGGAGGAGCUGCUGAAUGAGUACAUGAAUAUGAAAGAAACAGAUGGAUUGAAUGAUGAAAAAGAUCUGGGUGAAGAUGCAACAAAGGCAAUAGAAUGCGGGGCCGAUACCAACACCAACAUGUUUGAUGACACAUGGACCGAUAGCAAUCACUAUGGACUCAUGGCAAUAAACAAUCGAAAGAGAAGGAAUCUAGACCCAACAGUUAGCGAAGCAUUGUCAGGAGAGGACAGGAAGCAUUGGGAGGAAGCAAUGCAUAAAGAACUGGAUGGUUUGAAAGCCAUGGAUACAUGGGAAAUCAUUGAUCUCCCCAAAGGUAUGCAUGCUGUCAACACACGUUGGGUUUUAAAAAUCAAAACAGAUGCAAAUCUCAUUCCGACAAAGUUUAAGGCAAGACUGGUGGUGAGAGGCUUCACACAAAGAGAAGGUAUAGACUACACUGAAGUGUUUGCACCUGUCGCACCCAUUCAGUCAAUCCGAGGAGUCUUAGCCAUAGCAGUGGUUCAUGACUGGGAAGUAGAUAGUAUUGAUGUCAAGCAAGCAUAUCUAAACUCAAUGCUACAUCAUGAUGUAUUCUUAAAACCGCCAUUUGGAAUGAGAAUUCCACCUGGAAAGGCUUUGAAGCUAGUAAAAGGACUGUAUGGACUGAAACAAUCAGGGCAAGAAUGGAACAUAGAGUUGGAUUCAUACCUACAGAGCAUAGACUUUCACUGCAUGCCAAGUGCACCCUGUCUGUAUUCAAGAGGAACUGGAAGUAACCUAACUAUUAUUACAGCCUAUGUUGAUGACAUGCUCAUAGCCUCGCCCAGGCGUAAGGAGGUGGAUCGCACCAAAAGGGAGAUAAUGUCCAAGUGGGGAACAGAAGAUAAUGGCCCAGUGAAAGAGUUCCUCGGCAUCAGCAUCAAACAAGACAGGACAAGAAGGGAGAUGUCAAUUGAUUUGACUGCUUACACCAAGGCCAUGGUGAUGGGAAUACUGGCAAGAUAUAUGUUGACCCCAACCAACAGCGCAUGGAAGGCUGCUAUACACUUGAUGAAGUAUCUCAACCAAACCAGUGACUACCGACUGAAUCUUGGGAGCAGAUCAAGCGAACACUUGAAGCAGCUGAUUGUCAUGUAUAGUGAUGCCAAUUGGGCUUCAGACCCAAUGAACGGAUGGAGAAGCACAUUGGGAGCAAUGACAUAUAUAUAUGGGUGCCCAGUUAGCUGGAAGUCACAUGUCCAAAAAUGUGUGGUGCUAUCAGCAGUGGAAGCUGAGUUUGUUGCCACCUCAGAAGCAGCGAGAGAGGCACUCUUCUUUUCAUACCUCCUCAGGGACUUAGAAAUCGAUGCUGCUCAUCCAGUCUUACAUUCAGAUAGUCAGGGAUGUAUACAGGUGAGUAAGGAUCUGGCAAAGCACUGGAAGUUGAAACACAUAGACACCAGAUAUCAUUUCAUUAGGGAUCACAUUCAGGAUGGGGAGAUAGAGAUAGAAUUUGUUGGAAUGGCAGACAAUGUCGCAGACAUUUUAACAAAACCAUUGAAGGGUUUAGCAACAUCCUGGCUAUCUCAGUUGUUAGGGUUGGUAAUGCUGUUGAAGGGGGGAGUUGAAGAUGUGUCAGCAUCCCAAUGGGAUUCACAGGGUCUGCGGAAUCAUAUGGGGUCCACAGAAUUUAAGCAAUCUAAUAAUUAA